This is a messenger RNA of Thunnus maccoyii (southern bluefin tuna), 9314 nucleotides long. It is a transcript of the gene chd2, whose product is annotated as chromodomain helicase DNA binding protein 2. Gene Ontology annotation, biological process: regulation of transcription by RNA polymerase II; nucleosome organization. Gene Ontology annotation, molecular function: chromatin binding; histone binding; DNA binding. NCBI's taxonomy places the organism in Eukaryota, Metazoa, Chordata, Actinopteri, Scombriformes, Scombridae. The transcript has 42 exons. Gene Ontology annotation, cellular component: nucleus; chromatin. The record is from RefSeq and is a predicted model, not a curated record. The coding region runs from base 2210 to 7666 and encodes 1818 amino acids.
GAAAGACCCACCAAAUCGACGAAAAUCGCCACAAAAUACGCCACUGACCUCGGCAGAUGACGGGGGAUAGUCACGGCCUUGGAAAUGGGGAUUCCCCUUGAUGUUUCUCGUCAAAGAAGAAAGGAGAUCACCUGACGCAAGCAAAAUGGGUUGCCAUUUAGCCACCAUGGAGUCGUGAAUUGAUGGAUGUGGCUGAUGCGCACUGCAAUGUGGAUUUCACAGACAUGGACUGGUGUGAAGAUCUUCAUAUUUUGAAAAAAGAAGACAGCUCUACCCCAUUCAACUGGAUAUUGCUGAAGUGGAGACAGCGUUGUUUAACGUGAAGAUGGCAAGUGAUUUGGCAGUUAGCCAAAUUUUGACAAGAUGAAACCUUUUUUCUGACUGGAUUUUUCACACUUGGAUUUUUAUUUUUAUUUUUUUACGACAACAUGGACACUGGAACACCGUUGCUGGCUGUAUAGUGGACUCGUUGAAAAAUUACACUGUUGUUUUUGGGAAACACAAAAUCAGCCUUUGUACAUUUGAUAUUCAAAUGUUGUUUUUAAAUAAAGUGUAUGUCCUCGUAUUUUUUUCCUGACUUUGUUUCAUUAGCUGAUUUAACCUGGAAAUUACAAAUGGAUACUUGGCGCAAUGUUUUGUUAACGUUGAAGUCUUGCAGUUCAGCAGUUGGUUUUAAUAUCAGUUAAUCUAUACAACAAAUCAGUUUCGUUUGCACUGACUUUGUCCCACUAAUCAUCAAGGUUUGCCAAUAUAAUUUAUAAGCUAGCGGAAGUGCUUAAGCUCCGAACUGGGUUGACGAGUUUGCUAAAGUAAUGCUGUCAUAUUCCAAUUUCCUAUAAAUGAAAUUAGCACCUCGAUUGAUAAGAUAAAAGGGUUAAUGGUCGAUUAAUCUACGCCUUUUGUGCUUCUAUUAGUCCCAUUAAAUCCUAACUUCAUCAAUUAAAAACAGUUGAAGAAAACACUUGUUUGGGAAGACAGCAUUAUAAAUAGUUAAAAGGGGAUUUGGUCUGAACAGAAAUGGUUUCCAAGGGCUCUCUAAAAUGGCUCCUGGUUGUCCUCCUUCCUGUCUGAGCAGGAAGUGAUGCAAUUGGUGCAAAAAAUUAUAUUCUUUCACAGCCUCUCAGUAUUCUUUCUACCUAAAUGAAGUAGGAAGAAAGGUGUCACUUUUCAAGGCUUGUGUUAUAUGGGCUGAAAGUAUAUGUGAGUUUAUAUAAAAGCGAAAUUUAAACAUAAUAAAAGGGGAGGGACUUAAACAUCACCUGAGUGUGGGGUAAAUGGAAAUAACGUCAAUCAAAGGCAAAGCUUUCAGAGCUAGGAAGGAGCUCUAGAUGGCGGCUGAGCCUUAGGAAGGGUGCCAUGGGCUUUCGUCAGACCGUUUUUCUUGCCUGUUUUUCGGCUGAGACCGCUUCUUUUUGAUCAUAAGUUAUGGCUCUGGUCAUACGAUCGGUGUUUUAACGGGAAUUUAGGCGUUUUGUGUGGUUUUUGGACUGUUUAUUCGAGCCGUUGGAGCCGUCUGUGCUGAGGGAGUGCUUGUCGUUGUUUUCCAUACUGGGCUCUGGCAGCCAUGGCGCGCCUCCAUUUUUAGUGUGCUGCUGCUGCUCGCCUCUGUCGCUCUGAGUCUAUGACAGUAGAUGAAGACCGUGAAGGCCUACAACGUUUUUCAAACAAGACUCCUCUUUUUCUAAUUUAUUACUAAGUUAUUAUUUUUAGUUUGUCAUUUUUUACUCGAGUCGGAUAAUUAUUUAAACUCUGUGAUACAGCGAACGUGAAUCUAAUAGUCCGUUUAUAGGCUACCACCUUUCUCCACAUUGAAUUGGUAUGUUUACAUUGUGUAGUGCCUAAAUUACUGAUUUUCUCACGCUUAAAUCUUAUUUUUCCAAACCUUCAUCUGAUGACGCAGUUACAAUUAAUUGCAUGCGGCUUGAUCCGUGGACUAUAUUGAAAGACAUACGUUGGAUAUUUACCUUAUUGUAACAGCACCUGUCAUUGUUCAUUGCUAUAUUUAAAUAAGCGAUAAAUAAUGAUCCUCAAAUCUUUCGAUUUAUUGACUUUUACUUUUCUCGUGUCGCACCGCCUUGGAUUGAACUGCCACCUGAGCAAAGGCAAUCUUGUGGGACUUGUAUGAUAGUUCAUGCUUCCUCCAACUUUUUGACAGUAAAUACCUGGACAAAAGAUCAUCCUAUCACAAAAAGAUUUUCAGGAUACUACGAUGAUGAAGACUAAAAGCAAAAAACAAGAGGAUGAAGGUUCGACUCAAAGCAAUGCAUCAAGCAAUUCAGCGUCAGAAGAAUCCAACCGCUCUGCGUCGGAGUCGGGGAGUCAGUCAGAGAGCGAGCAUGGCAGUGAGAGGAGGAGGAGAUCCCACAACUCCGAGUCAAACAGCUCCUCAGAGUCAGAGAGUCACUCAGAGUCAGAGAGCGAGUCUGCAGAGUCCAAAUCACAGCAAACGACAGCAGAGGUCAAAGACAAGCCAGUUAGAAAGAAGGAACGUCUGGCAGAUGUGAAGAAGAUGUGGGAAGAACAUCCAGAUGUGUAUGGGGUCAGGAGGUCAAAUCGCAGCAGACAGGAGCCGGCUCGAUUAAACAUAGGAGCUGGGGGUAGCAGUGACUCUGAGAGUGAAAGUCCUAAGAGGAAAACAUCACGAUCUAAAAAGAAGGAAAAUAUCUGGAAAGAUGAUGACUCAAAUGAUGAUGAAGAGGAGGAGGAGGAGGAGGAGGAGGAGGAUUCCGACAGUGCAGACAGUGAGCAGGAAGAGAAAAAAGUUAGAUCCAGACGACUUCCUGCUAGAAGACCUCAGACCAAAUCAUCAACAGGCAAAAAACAACUGUCUCAAAAAGGAAGGAAGUCCAGGAAACAGGACUCAUCUGCCGAGGACGAUGAUGACGAUGACAACGACGAUGAGGACGACGAGGAUGAGGAAGACACUCCAAAGAGACAGACUCGAAGAAGGGGAGCAACAAAAGUCAAAAGUUAUAAAGAAGACCAACAUGACUUUGAAACAGACUCUGAUGACCUGAUUGAAAUGACGGGUGACGCGGGCGAGGAGCAGCAGGACGACGACAGUGAGACCAUAGAGAAAGUGAUGGACGCCAGGACAGGCAAAAAAGGAGCCACGGGGGCUUCCACGACUGUCUAUUCUAUGGAGGAAAAUGGGGACCCGUGUGAAGGCUUCGACCCCGAGAACGAGGAGGGGGAGGCUCAGUAUCUGAUCAAGUGGAAGGGCUGGUCUUACAUCCACAUCACAUGGGAGAGCAUGGACUCUCUGACACAGCAAAAGGUCAAGGGACUCAAGAAACUGGACAAUUUCAAAAAGAAGAAUGACGAGCUCAAUUCAUGGUUGAGGAGGGCGUCCCCUGAGGAUGUUGAAUUUCAUAACUGCCAACAGGAGCUCACUGUUGACUUGAACAAGCAGUUCCAGAUUGUGGAGCGUAUCAUCGCAACAAAAACAGGAAAGACACCAGGAUCCUCUGACUUCCCCUCUCAUAGUCACAAGACACCAUCCUCCAAUGAGCCUGAGUAUCUAUGCAAGUGGAUGGGCUUACCUUAUUCAGAAUGCAGCUGGGAAGAUGGGGCGCUGGUUAGAAAGAAGUUUCAGCACUGCAUAGACAGCUUCACAAACCGGAACUCCAGCAAAACCGUCCCCUCUAAAGACUGCAAGGUGUUAAAGCAAAGGCCAAGAUUUGUUCCGCUGAAGAAACAACCAUCAUAUAUUGGAGAUGAGACCCUACAGCUGAGAGAUUAUCAGCUGGCUGGGUUGAACUGGUUGGCUCACUCGUGGUGCAGGUGCAAUAGUGUUAUCCUCGCUGAUGAAAUGGGACUGGGAAAGACCAUCCAGACCAUCUCCUUCCUGUCUUACCUGUUCCAUCAGCAUCAACUCUAUGGACCCUUCUUACUGGUGGUGCCUCUGUCCACACUCACUUCCUGGCAGAGGGAGUUUGACACCUGGGCGCCAAAUAUGAAUGUAGUGGUCUACCUCGGUGACGUCAUGAGCAGGAAAACAAUCCGUGACUACGAGUGGGUGAACCAUCAAACGAAAAGAAUCCGUUUUAAUGCACUAUUAACCACUUAUGAAAUUCUACUUAAAGACAAGGGGGUGCUUGGGAACAUCAACUGGGCAUUCCUGGGUGUUGAUGAGGCUCACAGGUUGAAGAAUGACGACUCCCUGCUGUAUAAAACAUUAAUGGAGUUCAGGUCUAACCACAGACUCCUCAUUACUGGCACUCCACUGCAGAACUCCCUCAAAGAGCUCUGGUCACUGCUGCACUUCCUCAUGCCUGACAAGUUUGUUUCCUGGGAGGAUUUUGAAGAUGAGCAUGGGAAAGGGAGGGAGAACGGUUAUCAGAGUCUUCACAAAGUCCUUGAGCCGUUCCUUCUCCGACGUGUCAAGAAAGAUGUGGAAAAAUCCCUGCCUGCCAAGGUGGAGCAGAUCCUCCGUGUAGACAUGUCCGCACAGCAGAAACAAUUUUACAAGUGGAUUUUAACAAGGAAUUACAAAGCUCUUUCCAAAGGCUCCCGGGGCAGCUCCGCUGGCUUCCUGAACAUUGUUAUGGAGCUUAAAAAGUGCUGCAAUCAUAGUUUCCUCAUUAAACAGCCUGAGGAUGGAGAGACUGAAACACCACAGGAUUACCUGCAGAGUCUCGUGCGGGGCAGCGGGAAGCUGGUGCUGAUGGACAAGCUGCUGACCAGGCUCAGAGAAAGAGGCAACAGAGUCCUGAUCUUCUCCCAGAUGGUCAGGAUGUUGGACAUUCUGGCUGAAUACCUCUCCAAGAGACGCUAUCCAUUCCAGCGGUUGGACGGUUCCAUAAAGGGAGAAAUCCGAAAGCAAGCACUUGACCACUUUAAUGCAGAAGGCUCAGAGGACUUCUGCUUUCUGUUGUCCACAAGAGCUGGAGGUUUAGGGAUAAACUUGGCCUCAGCAGAUACUGUAGUCAUCUUUGACUCUGACUGGAACCCUCAAAAUGAUCUGCAGGCACAAGCCAGAGCUCACAGGAUCGGCCAAAAGAAACAGGUGAAUAUAUAUCGACUGGUCACCAAAGGAACAGUGGAGGAAGACAUCAUUGAGAGGGCAAAGAAGAAGAUGGUUUUGGACCAUCUUGUCAUUCAGAGAAUGGACACCACCGGUCGAACUGUGUUAGACAGCAACUCAGGAAACACAAAUUCAAACCCGUUUAACAAAGAAGAACUGACAGCUAUCCUCAAGUUUGGUGCAGAAGAGCUCUUUAAAGAGGCAGAAGGAGAGGAGUCUGAACCACAGGAGAUGGACAUCGAUGAGAUCCUGAGGUUGGCUGAAACAAGAGAAAGUGACCAGGGCUCAAGUGCCACAGAUGAACUUCUAUCUCAGUUUAAGGUGGCUAAUUUCUCUACCAUGGAAGAAAGCACUCCAGAUUUUGAGGAGAAGCCCAUACGGGACUGGGAUGAUAUCAUCCCCGAGGAGCAGCGACGCAAAAUUGAGGAGGAGGAGAAGCAGCGGGAAAUGGACAUCUUCAUGCUGCCCAGAAGCAGGAGCUCAAACAAGCGGGCUCAGGCCAACGACAGUGACAGUGAUGUGGGCUCCAAGCUGAAGCACCGCUCAUCAGGCUCUGAGAGCGAGACUGACGACAGUGACGAUGACAAGAAGCCAAAGAAGAGAGGCAGACCUCGAGCCCGCAAAAACAACGUGGAGGGUUUCACUGAUGCAGAGAUCCGCAGGUUCAUUAAGGCAUACAAGAAAUUUGGAUCUCCACUUGAAAGGUUAGAAGCCAUUGCCCGAGACUCUGAGCUGGUGGACAAGUCAAUAGCAGACCUGAAGAGACUUGGUGAACUGAUACACACUAGCUGUGUAGCUGCAGUGCAGGAGCACGAGGAACACCUAAAAGAGAACCCAGUUGAAGCCAAAGGUCCUGGGAAACGGCGAGGAAUUAACAUCAAGAUCUCAGGAGUGCAAGUCAACGCCAAGUCCAUCAUACAGCACGAGGAAGAGUUUGAGCCUCUGCACAAAGUCGUGCCCUCCAACCCUGCAGAGAGGGAUAAGUUUAAGCUGACAUGCAGGGUCAAGGUAGCCCACUUUGAUGUUGACUGGGAUCUGCAGGAUGACAUUCAGCUUUUACUUGGCAUCUAUGAACACGGCUUCAGCAACUGGGAUCUGAUCAAGACGGAUCCUGACCUUAAGCUGGCUGAAAAGAUUCUGCCAGACGAUCCAAGCAAGAAGCCUCAAGCUAAGCAGUUGCAGGCGAGAGCUGAGUAUCUUCUCAAGCUGCUGAAAAAAGAACAAGACAGCACAGACUUGUCCAAAACAGGAGAGGAGGUCAAAGUGAGAAAGAGAAAGCCUCGGGUGAAAAAGGACAAGAUUCUCAAGGAUGAUCAGGGCAAUGACAUCUCCUCCCCCCGCCUGUCGGACAACCCCUCUGAGGAGGGCGAGGUCAAGGAUGAUGGAACAGAGAAGUCCCCUGCCAAAAAGAGACAAAAGAAAAAGGAUAACAAAGAGAACAAAGAAAAACAGGGAACUCCGAAAAAAGAGAAGGAAGGGGACAAAGAAAAGAAGGGUACCAAGCCCAGAAAAGAAAAGCCUAAAGGAGCCAAAGGGAAGAAGACUCAAGGCCCAGUUCACAUUACAGCUGGGUCCGAACCUGUUCCCAUCGAAGGAAAGGAGGAUGAUGAACUAGACCAGGAGACAUUCAGUAUUUGUAAGGAGCGCAUGAGGCCAGUAAAAAAGGCCCUGAAGCAGCUGGAUAAACCAGACGAAGGCCUGUCUGACCAGGAGCAGCUCCAGCACACACGCACAUGCCUACUGAAGAUUGGAGACCGGAUCACAGAGUGCCUUAAAGCCUACAGCGACCCCGAACAUGUCAAAACAUGGCGACGAAACCUCUGGAUUUUUGUGUCUAAGUUUACAGAGUUUGGUGCGAGGAAGCUUCACAAGCUUUACAAAAUGGCACAGAAGAAACGAUCACAUGAGGAAGAGAAGGAGCAUAAGAAGAAGGAGGACCCUGCAGGGAGAGGAAAACCUUUCAGACCAGAGCCCUCUGGUUCCAGUCGAGACUCCACAGGGACUCAGCCAUCCUCUAAAUCUGCAUCUCACUCGACUCAGUCGGGACCCCACGGACACCACAGAGAACCCUACAACGUGGCUAACAAACGGCACUUUGGCAAUGAUGAUAGGGGAGACUGGCAGAGGGAUCGUAAAUACAGUUACCCUGGUAACAGCAACAUGUCAUGGCAGGGAGACAGGCAUCAUCAGUACGACCAGCAUCGCUACAAGGAUCACUACGGUGAUCGACGUCCACACGGAGACUCCUAUCGCAGCUCAGGCAGUUACCGCAACAACAGCUCCCCUCGAAAAAGGCCAUACGAUCAGUACAGCAAUGACCGGGACCACAGGGGUCACCGACCCUAUUACGACAGGCAUCCAGACCCCAAAAGAAGACGUCCUGAUGAAUUCCGUCCCAACUACCACCAGGGAAGAGAAGGCCCUCUUCAGGACUUCAGGAGGAUGCCAGAGCACAGGCCAGCAGGCCCACCAGGGCCAGAGCACUACAGCAGGCCCUUCCAUCCCGACAAACCUUCUCCUCUGUUGGACCCUCGUUCCCCACCGGCUCAGAAGUCUCCCCAGGACUCCCGCUCACCACUGGAGCGGCCUGCAGAGCCGAACGCCGCCGCAGACCCAAACUGGAACAACAGGAAAACAUAAAGUCUGCCAGGGCUGGCUAAGAAACUGAUCUGGGUGUUUUGUCCAGGGUCAAAGCCACAUGCUGCUGAUGGACAAGUCUGGACUCGCCAAUCAUAAGCUCACAGUUGGAAAGGGAAUCAACAUGUACCCUCUUUUCCAGCAAAACCAAACUAUUUUGCUCCUUUUUUUUCCCCCCACAGUGACUGACUGUGAAUGAUUUGUGCCCUGAAGGAAGAAGUUUGUUUCCUCCUGUCAUCUUUAUGAUGAAAAAAACUAAAACGAGCAUCUUUAUUUAAAUGAAUUGACUCGAUCAGUCAAUCAUGAUAAGACUAAGUGGAAUGCUUAUGGAUUCUUAGUCCCAUGGACUAUUAUCUAAGGAAGAUUUAGGAUACAUGAACUGAUGAUGACUGAUCUCAAUCCUAAAAGUGCCUGAAGGUUUUGGCCUUUCUUGAAUGGUAAAUGUAUGGGAUUAUUCCCAAAGGAACCAUGACAUGGACAUUAUGUUUUGUGUUUAGCUUUAAGUCAUGCAAAUGAUGUCAUUAGAAGAUUUCAAUACAAAAGAAUGUGUAAUGUGUUAUCAUCUGCACCUUCAAAAUGUUCAUCUUGAACAUGUAGCUGAACCGAAUCAUGGAGCAUCACCAUGUGGGUUAAAAUGGUGGCACAAUGGGACGGCCCAAGCCUAAAUUUGAAUGAUUUAUCAAGCCAGUAAGUUCCCUCUUCAUACGUAACAGAAGUUUAAAAAGGUUUUAACAAAUUCAUAUUUCUCAUGUGUACAGAUAAUCAUUAUUUCUGUAAUUGUGUAGCUAUAAAAAUCAUUGCAAAUCCUCUUGCUUUGUUCACUAUAACCACUUUCCUAUUAGUAGACCCAAUGAAAUGGAAGCUUUGUAAAGCAGUAUUUAUUGCAACAUGUGCAAAGGCUCAUAACACUAUGACUUAGAACAAUCCUUUAUUUUUGCCUUUCAGUAUUAUGUUGGUUAAAAACGGUACUUCAGUGUAGAUUAAUUCACCCAUUUUCCACCUAUAACUACUCAAUUAUCUCUGAAUACUACAUGAUUAAAACAUUUCUUUCCUAAUGUAUGGUUUGGCAAUAUUUUUCAUAUUGACAGACAGUCGUGCUGUUGCUGGUAGGUUCUUAAAAAGGUUGUCUGGAAAUUGCUGAAGACAUUGCAUUAUGUUUAUUACCUUUUGUCACUCUUCCUGUGCCAAAUCUGGCCCUGCUCUGGCCCUCAUUUGUUUGUUAUGCCUCUCCAUUUGUGCCUUAUUUAUGUGUGUAUUAUCAUACUGUAUAUUGGUUCAUGGACAGUACUGGGGCAAGCAGGAUGUAGUAUUAAACAGUCACAUUUUAAGGAAAUUGCUCUGAAUGACUGAAGGGUGAAGGGACCAUGUAUCUUGGUAAUCGUUGUGCGGUUCUGUGUUUUCCGACAGAGUUAAUGAUUUGAGGGAAAAUAUAAAUAUAAAGAAAUCUUGUGUGUUUUGUCCAGGGCACUUAGCCAAACCUGUUACAGUGAACAGCCAGCACCUCUUUCUUCCACAUCAAGCAAGCUACAGUUCCUGUAUCAUAUGUUCUUUAAGAAAGUCUAAAUAAUUUAUAUUUGUGACAAAACCACUCUUCAUGAGAAAUGUGCUGUACAUAUGUUUGGACAUAUGUAAUAAACUUUGUUACACAAUG